Haliotis rufescens (red abalone) is the source of this 1513-nucleotide messenger RNA. RefSeq names its product acetylcholine receptor subunit alpha-1-B-like. Gene Ontology annotation, biological process: monoatomic ion transmembrane transport; nervous system process; chemical synaptic transmission. Gene Ontology annotation, molecular function: transmembrane signaling receptor activity; extracellular ligand-gated monoatomic ion channel activity; neurotransmitter receptor activity. The transcript has a single exon. Lineage: Eukaryota; Metazoa; Mollusca; Gastropoda; Lepetellida; Haliotidae. The coding region runs from base 1 to 1182 and encodes 393 amino acids. The record is from RefSeq and is a predicted model, not a curated record. Gene Ontology annotation, cellular component: membrane; neuron projection; synapse.
AUGAUGAACUGUCUUGUAUUACUGUGCUUGUUACUGAAAAUCUCGACGUGCGAUGGCCAAAGAGAGUUGUACGAUCAUUUGUUUAGCAACCACAGCGCCCUUGUCCGACCAGUGGCCAACGUCUUAACGCCAGUGCACGUGGCUGUGGGGUUUGGUCUGAUCACACUUAAAAACCAUGACGAGAUACGACAAGUAUUCAUCAGCCAAGGAGUUCUGACCGUCACGUGGAGAGAUGAAACUCUCAUGUGGUCACUGUUUGACUUCAACGUGACCAGGAUAAUCGUUCCAGCUAGUGCAUUAUGGGUACCAGAUCUGAUCAUCUUAAAUGACGUCAAUAACAACGGCCACGUUUCCGCAGAUGUGGUCAGUGUCGUGGUUCACUACACGGGCGACGUCAUGUUGAGUGUAGGGGGCAGACGCGAAACAUACUGUCGUGUUGACGUCACCAAGUUUCCUUUUGACACUCAAGUGUGUCAGAUCCGAGUCCGACAAUGGGCGUCUAUCGAUUCCGAAGUACGAGUCACUCCAAAGUCCAGCAACAUAGAUCUGAGCGAAUACAAUGGAAACAAUGGCGAGUAUACCAUAGUGCACACGAACAUAACGACUGUGACCCAUGAAAAAAGCCAUCAAACAGAACUGCGGUUUUCCGUGACAUUUACCCGAAAGAGUUUGUAUUACAUUCAACUUUGUGUUCUGCCUGUUAUCCUCCUGUCGAUUCUCAAUCUCGCAGUGUUUCUCGUUCCGAGCGAGAGUGGCGAGAAGAUGACCCUGGGUAUUUCAGUCUUUCUCUCCUACGCAGUAUUCCUCACCAUCAUCCACGGCUUUCUCCCUGAAAUCUCAGACACGAUAUCCAUAUAUGGCAUCUAUCUCAGCGUCAUGGUCUGCCUAAAGGUCCUGACCUUGUUACUCUCAGUCGCCGUCCUCAACAUACACCACAACAAAAGCCAACAGCCUCCGCCAUCUUGGAUUUUGAAAUCUGGGUUGAUCUUCCGGUGCAGAACAAUAUCUUGGUACCCGACACCAGAAACAGUAAAUAAUUCAGAUGACGACGUCAAUGCCACUGCUGUCCACCGCGAGUCCUGGGCUGACACUGCACGCAUUGUGGAUCGAAUGCUGUUCGUCACAUUUUCUAUUGUGACAUGUGUUGUCACCACUGUUUUCUUCUGCAGUUUCACCACGUAACUGUCCACUGUGCUCGUUUGUUUUACGCUACACUCAGCAAUGCUCCAACUGUACCAUGUCGGUCAAAUAAGCCAAUGGUGGAUAUUAUGAGCACUGUUUCACAUAGUCUGGGUCCGAUGACACGAAACCAAAGAGGAUAUCUAGCCUACCAUCGAUCCACGUAGUCGCCUCUUACAACAAUCAUUUAAUGCCGAAUUGGUUCGUUGACAAUUGUCUUAGCUAAAGAAUACAUGUUGUUUUAUCAAAUGAUUUGUGUUUUAUUGUUUUACGACAAUCAAUUAAUGCAGUAUCGUGUUGAGACAUAUUCUAGCCCGACUUUAUCCAAUGUUGU